UCGCUGAGCUGGAAGGUUUGACUUGAACCCCAUGACGUUGGAAGAGCGAAAAAUCGCUCAGUUUUUGCCAAUCGAAAAAGCACAAAACUGUCAAUUUUUCAUGUGCAAAAACUUCAGCUUGGUUCAAUUUUGGCCCUAGAAAGAAAACUCCCCAUGUGCAUUUAAUUGUGUUUCCCCAUCAAAUAGUGUCCAAAUCAGAAUGCUAAUUAAGGAAUUCCGUGUCACCUUGCCACUCACCGUGGAAGAGUAUCAAGUUGCACAGCUCUUUUCCGUUGCGGAGGCGUCAAAAAAUGAGACAGGCGGUGGUGAAGGCAUUGAAGUGCUCAAGAAUGAACCCUUUGACAACCAUCCGCUUCUGGGUGGAAGAUACAGUUCCGGACAGUAUACGUAUAAAAUCUACCAUUUAGCUUCAAAAGUGCCAGCGUUUAUUCGACUACUGGCGCCAAAGGGAUCCCUGGAGAUUCAUGAGGAAGCAUGGAAUGCCUAUCCCUAUUGCCGGACAGUCAUUACCAAUCCUGGAUAUAUGAAAGAGAACUUUGUGAUUUGCAUCGAGUCACUCCAUGUUGGAGACGUGGGUAAUCAGCACAAUGUUCAUGAAUUGCCACCGGAAAAGCUGAAAAUCCGUGAUGUUGUGCACAUUGACAUUGCCAAUGAUCCUGUAUCAUCGGCAGAUUAUAAGCCGUCUGAGGAUCCUACAAAAUUCAAGUCGGAGAAGACUGGGCGUGGACCGCUCGUGGGUCCCGACUGGAUGAAGAAGGUCGAUCCUGUGAUGACGUGCUAUAAAUUGGUCACGUGCGAGUUCAAAUGGUUUGGACUUCAGUCACGGAUAGAGAAUUUCAUCCAAAAGUCCGAGCGACGACUCUUUACAACUUUCCAUCGACAAGUAUUCUGCUGGAUGGAUCGCUGGCACGGAUUGACAAUGGAGGAUAUUCGUGCCAUUGAGGAUAAAACCAAAGAGGAACUGGACAAACAGCGUCACCUUGGGGAAGUUCGGGGCAUGAAAGCUGAGACAGAUUAAACGGUCGCAGCCCAUUGUACAGAAGAAGGAAAUUCGGUGAGAUGAUUAACAAAUUUCCAUAGUAAAAAAAAAAUGAGAAAAAAAACAAAAAGAAAACAAUCUUGCUGCAAAAUUAAUGGAGAAUUCAAAUUAAAUGAAAAAAAAAUUGUAUUAACAUUUAACACAACAAAAUGAGAAGAAAAACUAUAAUUGUUAAUUAGUUCUACAGGCUGAUAGAUGAAAAGAAAAAUAAUAAUUAAACUAUAAUAUUGAAAUCUUGAAAGAUACAAGAUUAGUUCAGUGACAAAUUUCGGGAGAGUCAGAAAGAAUGAACAAAGUUUUUUUUGUUGUUUUCUUGAGAAAAGCUCUACUAUUUUUUCCUUCUUUUCACGUCCUCAAUUCUUUUUUUUUCGGAGAAAGAAAAACCUUGGUUUUCAGUUUCCAGAACCAAUAUUUAAUAGACUAAAAUAAACACUACAAAAUAGUCAGAGAGGGAAAAUCUUGCAGUAAAUUAAAGAAAAAAAAAUAAUAAUGCGUGUUUAGAGCAGAAAAUUACAGUGAAACUCAGUGAAAAUCAUAAAUUUUUUUCUGGUAAAUAUAAAAUAGCAAUUAUUGAGACAAAAAAAAAAAUACGUCAAGGUAGAUGGCUAAUGUAACGAGAAAGUAAUUAUUAAAACAAAAAUAUAUUGCAUAGAACAAUAAUUAGAAAAAAAAUGACAUUUUAUUGACAAAUUAGUGGUGAAUUUUUAUGGGUUUCCUUUUUCGCUGGGAGGGGGUGAAAAGUUGGGGAGAAGAUUGCACGGCAAUUUUGGGGUUUCCUUGCCAAGAGUCUUUAUAGAAAAAAAAAUUGAACUGACUUAACUGUACUGUACAUUCUUUUUUAUUUCAUAUUUUGCAUUGAGGUUAUAUUGGACCUUUGGUACAAGUUCCGACUAUGGAUAAUUUUAGGCCACGCCCCUUUUAGCAGGAGUGAUCACUUUGCGGUGAAAAUUCUGAGUUUUCUCUUUUUAAAUAUUAUUGAAUCACCCAAGCUAAAAUGAGACUUACAAUUGUGCAUUAGAGUGAAAAGAUCACUUUAUGCAGAAAAUAGGCCACGCCCACUCACGCCCAUUUCUUCUAGGACAUGAACUCGUCCUUUGUAUACCGUAGAUAAGGAAGAUUUUGCUCAAAUAGAGCCUAGAUGUUUGCAGCCCACAGAUCGUACCAUGCUCCCUAUACAAUCUAUCUAUAUAUCUUUAGUAAACUUUCUUUAAGGAUGGUCUUUACUGAUUGGACCGAUUGGACAUAACAGAGGGAGUCCCAAGAUUAUGCACUUUUUCGGAACUAAGAAAAAGAAAGCGAAAUGGCACUGCAUACAGAAAUUUUGCAUACCCUCAGGAGAUUUCUUUUGAAAGUUAUAGAAACGCCGUAAAAUAUCCAAAAUAUUGUUAGCGACAAUUCUUGGGCUUUUUUCAGCGCCAACUGUUCAUAAGUUACGAAUUUCAAGUCGAAAGUUCAUACCUUAGUUCGAAAGUUUAUACCUUAGAAUAAUGUGAAUUUUCUUUUAUCCUUCGUAAUAGACUUACACAUUUCUAUUAAAUAUUAGUUAGCUUAUUGUCAAUUAUUGAUAAUUAUGUGUAAGUGUCUUGCGAAAAAUAAAAAAAAAUCACAUUAUUCGAAGGCAUGAACGUUCGACAGAAGAGCACUUUCCCCUACCGCCUCAAAAAAAAUGCAUACAUAUAGGGGUAUUUCAAAAAUGAUUUCACAAACUAGCUCCUAAUGGUAAACAAAGAUGCAUAAGUGUAUUUGCAUACAGAGAGUUCCGGCUUAAGUGAAUACGGAUUGAAAGAACUUGAUGUAAAUUGCCUACUUUUGGGAGCUCAUUCAUAAAAAUAAUUUUUGAAUUGCCCCUAAAUGUAUGCAAAUAUUUUUCUCGCGGUAAAUUUGAAAUAUAUUUCUUAUGAGCAAUUGACGCUUAAAAUAUUUCGCACACAUCACGGGGUUUCCGUAAUUUAAUCCAAAAACUUUUCCCGUGGGUAUGCAAUUUUACUGUGUCACUUAAGUGGAUUCGUGGCGUUUUUUUUCGGUCCAGAGAAUUUCUUUGAAAGCGGAACUUCCUGUAAUUCUAGCAUGUGCAUAAUUUCUUGAUCCCCUGUAAAUCGGAUCGAUUAAGACCAUUCCUAAUUACUGGAAUUUAAGAAAAAAGGGGUGCAAAUUCAAUCGCAUCUACGGUAGUUUAAAAUGCUUUUGGAUUUGUGCAAUAAAUAAAGUGUAUUAAAUAAAUAAGAAAAUAUAAUUUUUCAUAAUGGGAAACACUCGUUGAAAGUGUAUUUCAAUACCGUUUAAAUUUUUUUUUCACAAAUUUAAUAAUUCUUACGAAUUACGAAAACAAUAAUCAUGAGAAUUGCUUUAGUAAGAACAACAUUUUCCAUUUAAAACACUAAAAAUAACUUUUCAUUUGAAAACUUUUGAAAUGUCACGAAAUUUGCCUUUAACAAUCUUCACGCGCUGUGAAAUUGAAUGGCUUACUAUCAAAAAAAGGAAGUAAAACCGCUAUAGAACGUAUAUUUCUCACUCGAUUUAAUUAAAACUGGAUUCGUUUGAAAGGUCUUGAAAUUCUCAACAAUUCUAUAUGAAUUUAAACCGGUGAUAAAUCAGUAAGGUGCCGCGAAAAAUGUGCUUUUUACCCCAAAUUUUCCUUUCAAUUUUCACAGAAUAUUCCAUGAAAAAAUCCACUACUUCUCUCAAUUGCCUUAAGAGAAAGAAAAUGCCUUUAAGAAUAAAUAAUACAGAACAACGAACAGAACUUAGGAGCAUUGAAAUAGUACCAGCUUCUUCGUAAAAACAACCAAGAAUUAUUAGAAAUGCAAUAAAAAUCGUGAAUUAUGGAUUUGAUAAUUUAUUCUACCGAAAGGAGUGUAAUCUGAAAAGAAAGUUUUCUUUUUAGAGUUAUUUGCAAAAAGUUUGUGCCAAGGAGUUUCUGUCAUGGACUAUUUUCAAAAGGUCUUAUCAAAUCUAUAAAUAAUUUUAUUUACGGAUUUUUAAGACUUUUUGGGUUUAUUAAAUGGAAUAAACUCAUGAUAGUAAACCUUUUCUUAUCCUCCUGGAAAAGCGUUUCCAUCGUUUUCUUCUGAAGGUUGGUCAGUCGUGCUAAGACGGCAGCGGACAUCAUCAAACCUACCUUAUUGAAUACUUUGCUUUCUUACUUCUGUGCUUUAAAGAGAAUUUAGUUUUAAAAGCCCUGAUAUAGAUAAAUAUGAAAUCGAUAUCCCUCUCGUUCGUUUUAAAUAAAAGUUGCAUGGGGGGCGUGGUUUAAAUUUUAUCAGUGGCUAAUGUUUAAACUCAAUCAGCUAAAGAAACUUUACUCAAAUAUGGCACAGUUACAAAGAAAAAUAAACUUUAAGAAAAAGAAUUUAAGAAAUAUUUACUUCAGUUGGUCAUAAUUCUAUAAAGAGGUACGUCCUAAAAUAUUUAUGGGCGGGGCUUAAAUAAGAGCUUCAAUACUAUUUUUCUACAAAUGGUGUAGUAACAGGAAAUCUUCAAAAUCUAGGAAUUAUAUACAGAUAGGGGCUUCUCCGGUGAUGGCCAGUGAAGUCACCUUACAAAGGGAAAUACUUCUUCAAUCUUGCCCAGAGCUUUCGGUCUUUUGGUAAAAUUGAAGAAGGGUUUUUCUUUCUGAGGUGACUUGAAAUCCACUGGUCAUCACCGGAAAAUCACCUAUCUGUACGCACUACGCCAGUACUUCAUCUAAUUUGGAAAUAUUUACUACCAUUUGCCACAGUUCUUUAAAGAGGCGUGUCCUAAAAUAUUUUUGAGCGUGGCCUAUGCAGAAGCUCAGUACUAUUUUACUGUCAAUGACGAAGUUACAAGAAAUCUUCAAAAUUUAGAAAAUAUUUGCAGAUAGGGUACUCUUUAGUGAUGGCCAGUGGAUUUCAAGUCACCACAAAGAAAAUCACUUCUUCAAUCUUGCCCAGAGCUUUCGGUCCUGGGGCAAGAUUAAAGAACUGUUUUUCAUUGUAAGGUGACUUGAAAUCCACAUCUUCACCGUUGAGUUCCCUAUCUAUACGCACUACGCCAGCCCUUGAUCCAAUUUGGAAAUACUUACUUCCAUUUGUCACAAUUCUCUAAAGAGGCGUGUCCUAAAAUAUUGAUGGGCUGGGCUUCUGUAGGAACUUCAAUACAAUUUUACUGCAAAUGGCGUAGUAACAAAAAAUCUUUAUAAACUUAAAUAUUUUCUUUCAUUUGUCAUAAUUCCCUGAAGAGGCGUGUCCUAAAGUAUUAAUGGGCGGGGCUUCUGUAGGAACUUCAAUACUACUUUUCUGCAAAUGGCGUAGUAAAAAAAUCUUAAUAAAAUUAAAUAUUUUCUUCCAUUUGUCACAAUUAUCUAAAGGGGCGUGUCCUAAAGUAUCGAUGGGCGGGGCUUCUGUCGAAAUUUCAAUACUAUUUUACUGCAAAUGGUAUAGCAACAAAAUAUCUUUAAAAAAACACGAAAUGUUUUCCAUCAUUUGUCAUAUUUCUCUAAAGAGACGUGUCUUAAAAGAUUUUUGGGCGGGGCUUAUACCGAAGGUUCAAUACUAUUUUUUUUUUUUUUUGCAAAAUAUGGAAUUUAAAGGAGUUGCAGUAAAGCGUACGAGUCGCAAGAUACUAACAUUAAUCAAGCAAAGAAAAAAUAAGUCUUCUUUUUCGUCAUCGAGAAACCACCUAAAUGCAUUUCAGAACUAACAAAAAAAAUAUUAACAGAAACUAUUUUAGAGUGAAUGAAAAAAAUACCACAGAGCACAGCUAAUUUCUAUGAAAAAAAAAUAUAAACUAUAAUUUAGAAAAUUGUAUUUAAAAAGAAAAGAAAAAUAUUUGCGAUAAAAAAUCCUUCCUGAUUCGUAUUUAGAUAUUUUCACGUAAACUUCACAGGAGAAAGAAAAAUUAUUCAGCAGAAGAGCGUCAUUUUUCCAGCAAUAGUGUGAAAUAUUUAAUGUGGAUAAUAAUGGUUAUAUUAAAGAGGUUUUAAAGAUAGUAGAAAAAAAACAUGAUUAGUAAAUACAAUGAAUUCUCUGGUGUUACAGAGGAAAAUAACAGAGAGGAUAAUAGGAGAAAAAAAACUAUUCUUGAUUUAAGUCAAUAGCAUUAGUAGGAAUUAUUUUUAUUGAAAAAAAAAGUGGGAGAAACUAUGUUUAUUUCAAAAGAAAAAAACAGAGAAUAUGGGCGUAUGGAAGUGUGAGAAUGAUUCUUGUUGUAAUUCCUAAAAUAUUUUCUUCUUUAAGCUUAGCAAUUCUUUCAAUUAAAAGGGGAUUUUUUGUCCUCUCGCACCUUCAUUUUGAUCUGGAAUUUGAAUUAAUAAUAAACCCUCCAAUUUAUUGGGUGGUCCCUUUUACUAUAUAUUUUUCCCCUGGUGAUUGAAAAUGGGAGUAAUAGAACAGCAGGUGGAACAUGUUUAGCAAAAUUAGAAAAUUUUCUUUAUUCGCCCUCUUCAAAAAAAGAAAGAAAAAUAAAAGUUCACAAAACACGCAAAGACAAACCAGAGGUGAGAUGUCUGAGAGAGAAGUCCAGAUAUUUGAGACAAAAGAAAAUAUUAAAAAAAAAAAAAAAAUUAAACUAAUCAAUUAAAACUUGUUCAGUAUGUGUAUAAAAAACAAAUAAAUUAUUGAAGGUGAAUAAAA
This is a messenger RNA of Phlebotomus papatasi, 6630 nucleotides long. It is a transcript of the gene vib, whose product is annotated as phosphatidylinositol transfer protein alpha isoform. The coding region runs from base 200 to 1018 and encodes 272 amino acids. The transcript is spliced from 7 exons. NCBI's taxonomy places the organism in Eukaryota, Metazoa, Arthropoda, Insecta, Diptera, Psychodidae. Gene Ontology annotation, cellular component: cytoplasm. Gene Ontology annotation, biological process: phospholipid transport. The record is from RefSeq and is a predicted model, not a curated record. Gene Ontology annotation, molecular function: phosphatidylcholine intramembrane carrier activity; phosphatidylinositol transfer activity; phosphatidylinositol binding.